CGCGGGGGCGGGGGCGGUGGCGGUGGCUUGAGGCCGGGGCAGCGCAGUCUGCUGCUGCCGCCGCCGCCAGUCCUCGCGAACCAAGCCCGGACACCAUGCUGCAAGAAGAGUGACCCCUUCCUCUGUUUCCACAAUGGAGGACUCGGGAAAGACUUUCAGCUCUGAGGAGGAAGAAGCAAGCUACUGGAAAGAUCUGGCCAUGACCUACAAGCAGAGGGCCGAAAAUACCCAAGAGGAGCUGCGAGAGUUCCAGGAGGGAAGCCGCGAGUAUGAAGCCGAACUGGAGACGCAGCUGCAACAGAUUGAAACCAGGAACAGGGACCUCCUGUCGGAAAAUAAUCGCCUUCGCCUGGAGCUAGAAACCAUCAAGGACAAGUUUGAAACGCAGCACUCUGAAGGCCACCGGCAGAUCUCAGCCUUAGAGGAUGACCUCGCCCAGACCAAAGCAAUCAAGGAUCAACUUCAGAAAUACAUCAGAGAGCUGGAGCAAGCCAACGAUGACUUGGAAAGAGCAAAACGGGCCACGAUCAUGUCUCUGGAAGACUUUGAGCAGCGUUUGAAUCAAGCCAUUGAGAGAAAUGCCUUCCUGGAGAGUGAACUUGAUGAGAAGGAGAAUCUUCUCGAAUCUGUUCAGCGCCUGAAAGAUGAAGCCAGAGAUUUGCGGCAGGAAUUGGCUGUGCAGCAGAAGCAGGAGAAACCCAGGACGCCCAUGCCCAACUCAGUGGAGGCCAACAAGACAGACACAGCUGUGCAGGCCACAGGCUCCGUGCCGUCCACCCCCAUAGCUCAUCGGGGACCCAGCGCCAGCUUAAACACACCGGGGACGUUCAGACGUGGUCUGGAUGACUCCACGGGUGGGACCCCCCUCACGCCCGCAGCCCGGAUAUCGGCCCUCAACAUUGUGGGAGACCUGCUGCGGAAAGUAGGGGCGCUGGAGUCCAAACUUGCAUCCUGCCGGAACUUCGUGUACGAUCAGUCCCCAAACCGAACAAGCGGCCCCGCCUCGGGGCGGGGGAGCAAGCACAGAGAUGGCGGUGGCGACAGACAGCCAAGCAGCAGCGGCGUGCCUCUAGGUGACAAAGGGACAGCUUCUGGAUGGGUUGAUUUCCUAAGCUGCGUGGCCAUGUUCCUGGACCCCGAGCCAAGUAAGUUGGGUUGGGAAAACGCCUGGAAUUUGGGAAGCCGCCUUCAAAUAUUUCCUCACCGUCGGUGCCGUCAGCCCAGGGUGUAGUCAAGAUGUUGCUUUAGGAAAUCCACGGAAGCUGAAGCCCCUGGUGUGUCUGUGUGGAGUCGUUGCUUUUCUUUCCCUCCUUAAACUAGGUUUUUGCUUUGUUUAAGUUAGUUUAAGAACUACGUGCAAACAGUCACACUAGCCACUGAGGCCAUCGCCCAUGGCCCCUGGUAGCUGUCCCCGUGAAAUGUUGUCUCCUCCUCACCAGCCUCCUUGCCAGUGCGUUGCAAAUCGACAGGGACAAACCGGACCCUCUGGACAGGGCUCCGCGGUGUGGAUGCUGAGGCCACCCCAUCAUUUUCAACUGACCUGAGUGUUGAACGAUUUGGGGAUGUUUUUUUAAUGACUGGAGAUGCCUUAAAAAUGGGAUGUGAGCCCAUCUCAGGCCCAGGCUAUCUUCCAUAAGAAAAUCUCCGUGCUCUGUGGCAUCAGUAGGGUCUGUGUACUGAAAUUGUGUCUAAGAGAAAAGAGUAGGAUAGGCACGUGCCUUUUUUUAAAAAACACACUAUGGUGUAGUUUACCUCUGGGACUCACUCUGCCUCUCACUGAGGCGAUGGGAGCUGUGCUUGUGUUUCAGAGGCGAUCUUGUGUGGACAAGGGCAAUGGAAACAUCUGUAUCUUCUUUAGAUUGUUCCCGAUAGUUGGGUUUCCUGGAACUUGUGCCCUGGCCCUGGGGGUGACCUCCCCUGACGGUCAUUGGGGUGGCGUGGCCUUAUGAGUACAGCCCCUAAGAACAGAACUUCAUUCAAAGCCAUGAUAAAAAAAACCAUGGUGGCCUCCACAUAGGAUUGAACCACAGGAUUGUUGUUGGAAGCUUCCUUGUGAAAGAAGACAAACACGGGAUUUUCACGUGGACGGAGUAUGUGCUCAGCCCUGCCCGUCGUGAACGGCUGGCUCACACUUUUGGAGGCAAGUUAAAAAGAACACGUGAAUUUGGGAGCAUGCGCGCAGCUUAACCACCCUUUGUUACUAAGUUAUUUUUCCAAGAGAAUAGCAGAAAUACCCUUGAGUUGAAAAUAGAACUUUUCAAGUGCUUUUGAAAUUCAACAGAGAAUGAAUCUCUGGUGCCCAGUUCAUUACCAUGGGAACAUUCUAACCUGUAUCGGGAAAAGACGGACUUCUAUUUUUUUAAAAGAACAAUAAAAUCAAGAGAAACUCA
Molecule: messenger RNA, 2390 nt
Organism: Neofelis nebulosa (Clouded leopard)
Lineage: Eukaryota; Metazoa; Chordata; Mammalia; Carnivora; Felidae
Gene: NDE1
Product: nudE neurodevelopment protein 1
Exons: 10
Coding region: 134-1231 (365 amino acids)
Biological process (GO): chromosome segregation; microtubule nucleation; cell migration
Cellular component (GO): kinesin complex; centrosome; kinetochore
Molecular function (GO): microtubule binding
Source: RefSeq, a predicted model, not a curated record